UCAAAAUGACGUAAAUAACAAUUUGCUUUUACAGAUGAUAAUGUCGUCAAAAAUAACAAUCCAGUCAUGGUUUCGCAAUUUAAAAACACCCUAUUGAAAGUUGUGAUUUUGGGUGAUGGUGGAGUUGGUAAAAGUUGCUUGAUGAAUCGUUUUGUCAAAAAUCAUUUUGAUGAACACAGUUUUCAUACUAUUGGUGUCGAAUUUAUGAAUAAAGAAAUUCAAGUUGACGGUGAAAAUUAUACAUUGCAGAUUUGGGACACUGCUGGUCAAGAACGAUUCAGAGCACUUAGAACUCCCUUUUAUAGAGGAUCAGAUGUUUGCCUAUUAACUUAUGCUGUUGAUGACUCAGCGAGUUUCAAAGGCCUGCAAGAAUGGCGUGAAGAAUUCCUGCGCUAUGCUGAUGUUUCACCUGAUACAUUCCCCUUUAUAGUUGUAGGAAAUAAGUGUGACGUUCCCCCUGAAGCUAGACAAAUAUCUCUAGAGUAUGUUGCUGAUUGGUGUAAUGAUAACCAUAUAACAUGUUUCAUUGAAACUUCAGCGAAAACUUCCCAAAAUGUUCUAGAAGCUUUUACUUUGGCUGUUCGACAAUGGUUGAGUUAUGAUCGAAAAGCAGAAUCAAUAUCUGGAACUGAUCCUUUAACUGUAGAUCUUAAAUCUCAAAGAAAAGUUGCAGCAGACAGUAGUUGUUGUGGAAGUGGUGAUACGUAAUAUUACACAAACACAAAAUGUUUUCUCUGUGACUAUUUGAGUCGAAUGUGAUAAAAUCAUUCAAAUCAAAAGCCUUAUUGUCCAUUUUAUAGAUUUUGAAUAUGAAACCUGUAAUUAUUACACGUUUCUGGCAGAAUAUUUGCUCAAAUAUGAAAUAUUUUCUUUAUAAUAGACCUAUAAAUAGGGAAGAGAGUCAAUGAAUACCUGUUCUGAAAGUAUCACAAAGAAAUAUAGCUUUGCCAUACUAUUAGCAAACAAUCAUAAUUUUGCAUGUAAGUUUUAAAAUGGUGUUGUUGCCUUUUAAAACAUUUGCUGAAAGUUCUUAUAUUAUAUUGAGCUAAUAUUUAUAUUGGUUACAUGCCAAUAGAAAUAAAUUUAUAUUUGAUGUUCAGUUUAUAUAUUAUUUUAAAUAAAAGAAUUAUAUUCAUGAAAUCAAAUAAAC
Molecule: messenger RNA, 1150 nt
Organism: Ctenocephalides felis (cat flea)
Lineage: Eukaryota; Metazoa; Arthropoda; Insecta; Siphonaptera; Pulicidae
Product: ras-related protein Rab-9A-like
Exons: 3
Coding region: 67-708 (213 amino acids)
Biological process (GO): retrograde transport, endosome to Golgi
Cellular component (GO): phagocytic vesicle; lysosome; late endosome
Molecular function (GO): GTP binding; GTPase activity
Source: RefSeq, a predicted model, not a curated record